AUGUGUAUUAUGAUGCCCACUGUCGUGAUUGUGCUUUACCUUCGACAAUUAUACCAUAUUCUCUCUCACUUACGCCCCCUAUUCAAAACUUUUAUUGUUUCGAGUGCCUCUCUUCCCUCCGUUUAUUCUGUGUCUGCUACAACUCUCAUUAUAAUAUUCGUAUAUACACACUCACACCACACUUCUAUUAUUAUUAUUAUCAUGAUUAUUAUUAUUAUUACUAUUACUAUUAUUAUUAUUAUUACUAUAAUAUUAGUAUAUGCAUACUAA
Messenger RNA from Trypanosoma brucei brucei TREU927, 270 nucleotides. RefSeq lists its product as hypothetical. NCBI's taxonomy places the organism in Eukaryota, Euglenozoa, Kinetoplastea, Trypanosomatida, Trypanosomatidae. The transcript has a single exon. The coding region runs from base 1 to 270 and encodes 89 amino acids. The record is from RefSeq and is a predicted model, not a curated record.